AUGGCAAUUACUGUAUUUGCAAAGAAGAAAUUCCUCAUCUCCAAAUCGAGCUACUUAAUCAUCAAUUUGACUAUCGCCGAUGUUCUUGUUGGUAUUUCUGCCUUCGUUACAAUGAUGGAGAUAUGGCACGCAAAAGACAAUCUGUUCACUAGUCACAAGGAAAACUUUUUGUCGGAAAUCUCAGAAACCUCUUCGAAUUUCACGCUUUUAGCUUCUUUGACUACCUUAGCGAUGAUGGCUUUUGAAAGGGUUCUUGCAAUAGUUAUCCCACUUCGAUUCCGCCGUAUAUGCAGCAAGCAUUAUUUCUAUGCAAUAUCAUGUUCAUGGUGUGUGUCUCUGUUGAUUUUCCUGCGAYAUUUUUCUUCUUCCAGCCAAGUUAUGCAUGUCUACGUUGCAUUUGUCGCGGUGAUAUCAAUUUUGAUAAUCUUCACUUCAUACACUGCGAUAAUGAUCAAGAUAAUUGCUUUCCCAAAAAUCAAUGCCAGUAUCGUGAUGAAAAAUAAUUUGAAAUUAACGAAGACGUUGAUGAUGACAACCUUGGUGGCACUGAUAACCUGGGUACCAUCUUCUAUCAUUUUAUCCAGAACUGGGAAAGGUUAUUUCUCGUAUGACAUAGGCCUGGCAUUUGAAAUGUUGAUAUACGGCAACUCCUUUGUUAAUCUAUUAGUCUACACAAUUCGAAUGCCACAGUUUCGUCGAGAAUUAUACAUGAUGAUAAAGUGCAAGAAAAUCAAUAAAAUAGACACUCGCGACAAUGGAUCGAAGAAAUUCCUCAUCUCCAAAUCGAGCUACUUAAUCAUCAAUUUGACUAUCGCCGAUGUUCUUGUUGGUAUUUCUGCCUUCGUUACAAUGAUGGAGAUAUGGCACGCAAAAGACAAUCUGUUCACUAGUCACAAGGAAAACUUUUUGUCGGAAAUCUCAGAAACCUCUUCGAAUUUCACGCUUUUAGCUUCUUUGACUACCUUAGCGAUGAUGGCUUUUGAAAGGGUUCUUGCAAUAGUUAUCCCACUUCGAUUCCGCCGUAUAUGCAGCAAGCAUUAUUUCUAUGCAAUAUCAUGUUCAUGGUGUGUGUCUCUGUUGAUUUUCCUGCGACAUUUUUCUUCUUCCAGCCAAGUUAUGCAUGUCUACGUUGCAUUUGUCGCGGUGAUAUCAAUUUUGAUAAUCUUCACUUCAUACACUGCGAUAAUGAUCAAGAUAAUUGCUUUCCCAAAAAUCAAUGCCAGUAUCGUGAUGAAAAAUAAUUUGAAAUUAACGAAGACGUUGAUGAUGACAACCUUGGUGGCACUGAUAACCUGGGUACCAUCUUCUAUCAUUUUAUCCAGAACUGGGAAAGGUUAUUUCUCGUAUGACAUAGGCCUGGCAUUUGAAAUGUUGAUAUACGGCAACUCCUUUGUUAAUCUAUUAGUCUACACAAUUCGAAUGCCACAGUUUCGUCGAGAAUUAUACAUGAUGAUAAAGUGCAAGAAAAUCAAUAAAAUAGACACUCGCGACAAUGGAUCGGCAAAGAACGAUAUAAAACCAACGUCACCCGACUGA
Molecule: messenger RNA, 1536 nt
Organism: Exaiptasia diaphana
Lineage: Eukaryota; Metazoa; Cnidaria; Anthozoa; Actiniaria; Aiptasiidae
Exons: 2
Coding region: 1-1536 (511 amino acids)
Biological process (GO): G protein-coupled receptor signaling pathway
Cellular component (GO): membrane
Molecular function (GO): G protein-coupled receptor activity
Source: RefSeq, a predicted model, not a curated record